AUGUCUUAUUACGCUUAUCACACUCGCAAGGAGGACACAUGGACCACGCUAGGAGAGUCAUCAGUCAGUCAACCUAUAAAAUCGGCUUUAAAUUUCUCCUCUCUGAUCGAAGAACACUGCAGUGCCGUCAUCCCUCGAGAAGUUCAUCGUUUAUCAAAAUACCAAGGGCCUUCGUUCGAUUUCAACGGCUGGAGGAUCAUCCUGUCAGUAGCGAUCCUACCCAUCUACCUGGCUUGCACCAUACCUGCCACUUUAACCUCCUUUGCUACCGUUGUGGUGGGAUCGGCACUUAUACCAUUACUGGUGCUGAUAGGAGACAUGGCGUUCCUGGCAGUUGUCGUUUGUGCAAGUUUGGUUGCCAUACUCAUGACAAUAUUCAGAUCUUUCGACGAAGGACUUCGGUUUUGCAGACGGGUUGCCAUGAGCGUACCAGAAAGCUACCUCGAUAUGAUUUUUGGAAUCAAGAAAUCUUCCCAUUUGCGAUGA
This is a messenger RNA of Acaulospora colombiana, 486 nucleotides long. Lineage: Eukaryota; Fungi; Glomeromycota; Glomeromycetes; Diversisporales; Acaulosporaceae. The record is from the annotation of a GenBank genome assembly.